Molecule: messenger RNA, 4725 nt
Organism: Xenopus laevis (African clawed frog)
Lineage: Eukaryota; Metazoa; Chordata; Amphibia; Anura; Pipidae
Gene: mta1.S
Product: metastasis associated 1 S homeolog
Exons: 20
Coding region: 334-2424 (696 amino acids)
Biological process (GO): DNA-templated transcription; negative regulation of transcription by RNA polymerase II; double-strand break repair
Cellular component (GO): nucleoplasm; nucleus; NuRD complex
Molecular function (GO): histone deacetylase binding; sequence-specific DNA binding; chromatin binding
Source: RefSeq, a predicted model, not a curated record
UCUCCCCUUGUUUAGGACUGUUGCUAGUAUUGCUCUCUCCUCUUCUUCCUCCAAGCACAUUGCCACCAGGAAGCAAGGCACUGCCCCCCUUUAAAUGCAUCCUUUUCCCCUCCUCCUCGGCUGAUCCAUCCACCAUUUUCCAAAAAGGAGCUCUGCAGUCCCACCUGGAGGAGGAUUUAUUUGGCUUUUUUUUUUCUCUCUCCCUCUCUCAUGUGGAUCUUGGCUGGAAAUCUAUGCUGAAGAGAAAAGAGCGGGAGGGGGUUCCAGACUCGCUAAAACUGAAGGCACAGAGGGGGGAGUGCCAUUGGGAUCCCCCCUCCCUCGCUGAGAGACAUGGCUGCAAACAUGUACAGGGUUGGAGAUUAUGUCUACUUUGAGAAUUCAUCCAGUAACCCUUACUUAGUACGACGGAUAGAAGAGCUUAACAAGACAGCAAAUGGCAACGUGGAAGCCAAAGUUGUGUGUUUCUACAGGAGACGUGACAUCUCCAGCACACUCAUUUCUCUGGCAGAUAAACACGCAAGGGAAAUGGAAGAAGAGAUGGAAAGUCCAGAAAUGAUUGAUUUACCAGAGAAACAGAAGCACCAACUGAGGCAUCGAGAACUGUUUCUUUCACGGCAGCUUGAGUCUUUACCUGCCACGCAUAUAAGAGGCAAAUGCAGUGUAACUCUAUUAAAUGAGACCGAAUCCCUUAAAUCCUACUUGGAACGAGAGGAUUUCUUUUUCUAUUCCUUAGUUUAUGAUCCACAGCAGAAGACUCUCUUGGCAGACAAGGGAGAAAUUCGAGUGGGCAACAGAUACCAAGCCGAUAUAACAGACUUAUUGGAGGAGGGUGCAGAAGAUGGAAGAGACCAAGCAAACCUUGAAACUAAAGUCUGGGAAGCAAGAAAUCCCCUGACUGAAAAACAGAUAGAUCAGUUUUUGGUGGUAGCACGGUCUGUAGGUACAUUUGCCCGAGCGUUGGACUGCAGUAGUUCUGUCAGGCAGCCGAGUCUACACAUGAGCGCAGCCGCUGCCUCUAGAGAUAUCACGCUGUUUCACGCCAUGGACACAUUGCACAAAAACACCUUUGAAAUAUCCAAAGCCAUCUCUGCACUGGUUCCCCAAGGAGGUCCUGUCCUUUGCAGAGAUGAGAUGGAGGAAUGGUCUGCCUCUGAAGCUAACCUUUUUGAGGAAGCCCUAGAAAAAUACGGCAAGGACUUCACCGAUAUACAGCAGGACUUUUUGCCAUGGAAGUCUCUGACCAGUAUAAUAGAAUAUUACUACAUGUGGAAGACAACAGACAGAUAUGUACAACAGAAACGAUUGAAAGCAGCGGAAGCAGAGAGCAAACUAAAACAAGUAUAUAUACCUAACUACAAUAAACCAAACCCAAAUCAGAUCAAUGUCAAUAACGUCAAGCCUGCGGUAGUGAAUGGUGCAGCUGUACAGGCGCAGAACGUGGCUGUAGGAAGGGCAUGUGAAAGCUGCUACACCACACAGUCGUACCAGUGGUAUUCCUGGGGACCUCCAAACAUGCAGUGCCGCCUCUGUGCAUCAUGUUGGGCAUACUGGAAGAAAUAUGGUGGAUUAAAGAUGCCGACGCGACUGGAUGGGGAGAGGCCGGGGCCAAACCGCAAUAACAUGAGUCCACAUGGUGUACCUAUGAGAAAUAGCGGAAGCCCGAAAUUUGCAAUGAAGACGCGGCAGGCCUUUUACCUGCAGACUACAAAGCUGACCAAGAUUGCAAGACGGCUGUGUCGAGAUAUCUUUCAUCCAAGAUAUGCAGCCAGACACCCAUAUAUGCCUAUUAACAGUGCUGCCAUCAAAGCAGAAUGCACAACAAGGCUUCCUGAAGCAUCGAAGACCCCACUUGUAUUAAAACAGGUUGUCCGAAAACCCUUGGAAGAAGUGGUGCGAUAUAUAGAGGCACACCCCUGCCCUCCUAAACCAGACGUAAUCAAAAACAUUUCUACCAGUAUCAACAACAGCUUGACCCCUACCAAAUCCUCUCCUGUUAUUAACAAUGGAUCACCAACCAUCCUGGGUAAACGCAGCUAUGAGCAGCAUAAUGGCAUGGAUGGCAACAUGAAGAAACGCCUGUUGAUGCCUAGCAGGGGUAUUCCUAACCACGGACAAACCAGACAAAUGGGACCAAAUCGAAACUUACUGCUCAAUGGGAAAUCCUACCCAGCAAAGGUUCGGUUAAUCAGAGGUGGUUGCAUGCCACCGGUGAAGAGGAGGAGGAUGAACUGGAUUGAUGCCCCAGAUGAUGUUUUUUACAUGGCUACCGAAGAGACUCGGAAAGUACGCAAGCUCCUCUCAUCUUCUGACUCUAAACGAGCGGCCCGACGCCCUUACAGACACAUUGUCAUCCAACAAGCUCAGGUGGGACAACUCAUGCGCCAGCCGGUCAACGACGAACCCAUUGUCAUUGAGGACUGAGAGGCCAACUUCAGCUCUGAGCUUGCUAUUGGUGGAACUGUUCUUCUUCGGGGAGCCACUCCUUUUACUUGACUUAAUACAGUGUUGACCUUUUCAAGGAGAUAACCAGAACUCACGAAGAUUUGCGUAUCUUUUAAAAAGAAUUUCUGUGCUUUGAAGAAGCAUUGAAAAGGAAAGACUCGUUACCCUUUUUGUUUUAUUUUCCUAUUCAUUCCCGCGUGUACCAGUAGAACUGCGUUUUUCCCCCCUUCCGUUGGGUUAAUGUUCGUACGUUGUGAACCGACGGAAAAAGAAGUUACGUUUAACUUAUUUAAGGGACACGGAGCAGGUUUUGUGCAAUUGCAAAUCAGAUUCUCAGACUUGGUAUACUUGUAACAAGCUGUCACUGCUAAUGCCUUUCUUUUUUUAAGAGGCAUGCUGAAUAUUUUUGGUUUUUUUUUUGAAAGUGCCAUUUUUUCGGGGGGGGGGGGUUUGCUUCAUUGUUUGGUAGGCUGAGUGAAUACGAAACUGUUACACUGUGGAAUAUAAUGAAAGGAAAAGCCAACAGCAGGAGUCCGAUAUUCCCUUUUGCAAGAAAACCAACGCACAUUGUUUCUCUUUAUUCUUGCAUGUGAUGAAAGGGGGUAGAGUCAAUUAUUUUAGCCCAGAAAGACUUUCUUUAGGGGUAAUAGCUUGAGAACUCAAACCCUUUCUACACAAACAUCACAGUGUUUUGAAGCUAAAGGUUCAGUUGGGAACUUAAAUCAGCCAACGGGCUCCCAGUUUCCGGUCAAUGGCUUCGUCCCUGUGUCUUUGUAUCUGAUUGGAAGUAUUUUUCUAUGUGAAUUGAUACAGCGACUUGUAAAUGCCACUUAUUUUCAAAGGUAACUGGACCGGCCAUGAAAUGCAUUGGCUACUGCAUCUCAUGCUUUUUUUUUUUUUCGUGACGCCUCAAUGUCCUGAUAUCAUUUUCUUUAAAGGAGAUGUUUCCGUUAUCGCGCUUUCUUUUUCUCCAAGCAAUUCCAACCAAACUUGAUGCUACAGUGUUUGUUUAUGUCAUAUGAGAGGGUGGAAGGCAUUUAUAACAUACGGAAGGUAUGGUUGUUGAUUCAUGCCGAGGCCGAAACCCUUGUCACUUGAUACAAUACAGAGCUCAGUUGUAACAUUGUUCUUAAAGGUAGGUACACCAGAAACUGAAAAAGUCCAUCUAGACAUGACGUUUCUGUACACUUGGAGAUUUUUCAAGGGUCAAAUUGAAAAAUUGAAUUGAUUUCGAGCUAAUUUUAGUGUACUUUGACUAUUGAAAUGUAUUAUGUACUGUCUCUUUAAAAAUUCAGCUUAGACUAUUCACCAUCUAAAACCUAACGAAUUGCUGUUUUAGCCUAUGGGGGACCUCCUAGAACCCAUUUGGUGGACUUUUUAACUACUUCGAAUCGAAUACGAUCCGAAUUCGAUCCGAACGUUCUAAUACAGCCUAUUCACUCGAAAAAAAAUUAAAACAUUUUUAAACAUUUCAUACAAUAAUUUUUUUUAUUCGAAUUUCGAGUUGAUAAAAAACUCCCAUCGCCUCGAAAUUCGACCCUUGAUAAAUCUGCCCCAUGACGUACAAUUUUUUUCAACACGGUUAUAUUUCAUUUAAAUACAUGUGUUUGUUUUCACUGGGCAGAGACUUUUGCAAAGAGGUUUGUGUAAUGCAAGACUCUGCUGAUCUCAAGAUUGAGCAGCCCUCGGUUUAGACAACUAAUAAGCUGGAUAUAAAGAGAUGGUAGAAAUCACACUGCGGUAAAUCAAAAACAGGACUUUUCCUACACAUGUGGUUGCCACCUGGCCAGUAUUUCAUCAGCCAAGCCAGUAAAAUACCAGCCAAGGCCAGGGCCGGUAUUACAAAAUUACAGGCCAUGUAGUGGCUGGUACCUUUGUAAUCACUAGUCAAUCCUAACCCUCAACUGGCCCCUUUCUUCCCUUUCUAGCGACAAUACUUUUCACUACAAUUCCAGUCUUCAUGACUUGGCCCCGUCCCUUCGUUCUCCUUUGACAUCACUGGUCUGCCCAUUUAUGUCACGAUCCUCCCCCGUCAUGUCCCCAUCCUGCCGAUAAAGAUUUGCUAAAAAUGUGGCAACACAGAAACUUUGUUGUCAUUGGUCCUUUAACAGGGAUAUCCACCUUUUGAAAACAAGUCCCCUAUUCCAAAAAUAAGUAUUUUGCCAGUAGGGGCUUUUUAACAAAACUUGCUUGUGAAGGCUCUCAGCAAAGCAAGAGGCACUUCCUCCUCGCUUAUUAGCUAUUAGCAUAGAAUUCAUUUAAUUGGCUAGUAAUAGGAUU